ACUUCCCUUCCUCCAACGAACCCAAUGCAACUUCUCGAUCUCCCCACCGAAAUACUUGGUGAUAUUUUCCAUCAUGUCGGCUCACCCCAUUUCUUCUCCGAUGCAUCACGUCUUCUAGUCUGCAAGCAAUGGUUUCAACUUGCGCGACUGGAGUGCUCCCAGAACCUCUACAUUUCAUUGAAAUCGCUACGGAGACUAGUCUCCUUCCCCGAUGUCGAUUCGAUCCAGGGCAACUUACAAACUCUUGAUCUGAGCUUAUCCGGGUUUGAGCAUUGGCUCGAUGUGGAAUUGGAUGAGAAUGGCUGCAGGGUCCGGAGUAUCAAGGGAAUCAACUUAUCUGAGCGAAGCCUGUUUGAGACUGAUGACAAGAUACUGCAGUGCCAUGGGCAGGAUCGGGUCGACCUGAAGACCUGGACGGACGAACUAAAUGAUACUCUCCUCCGACUCGCUACAAUUGUUCGAAACUCGCGCUCAGUUUGUACUUUACGCAUUUACGCCACUAGGAGAUGGGGAUGGUCGAGGUCUCAAAUCAGCAGCCUCACUCCCCAUCUAUCUGCGGCCACGCUGUCAACGUUUUUGUCGACCAGCAAGUUGACCACCCUAGAUCUUGAUACCGCACACAUCGAUUUCAAAAUGGGCGACUGUCAUUUAUGCCUCUUUGUCGCCAGGCACUUGAACACGCUGCGCCACCUGCGAUUACGCAUCCAGAGACUUUGUGUCGAUGCACUUACGCCUGCGUCGCGCACCGGCAAGCUCGAGCUGGAAACGAUGCUGGUCAACAUUAGCCACAGACCGUAUUCGAAGAGCAGCAAUGCAUUAUGGGAGAAGCUCAUACAGCAAGGGCAGCUUCUUGCUGAGCAAAUGGCUUCACCUAAGAUGGCGAGGAUUCUUAGAAAGGCUCCACCGCACUUCAGAGGUAUACAGGCAUACGAUGUUUUGGCCCGUGAGAGUAUGUCCCUGGGCUUCGGGGAUGCGUGGGAUGCUGAGGGGAAACCAUUCGAUACGGCGGCGAUUAUACGGAAUUGGCGUGGUGUGAAGAGAAUGCCUCUGUCUACGGCCCACUCGGGAACAUAA
This is a messenger RNA of Periconia digitata, 1074 nucleotides long. Lineage: Eukaryota; Fungi; Ascomycota; Dothideomycetes; Pleosporales; Periconiaceae. The record is from the annotation of a GenBank genome assembly.